CACUGGCCCGAAGGCCGGCGCCCGGGAGCGCGAGAGGGCUGACGCGUUGCCGCUGUGCCCCCGCCGGCGCUUCUGAGGGGCGGAAGCCGGGCCCAAGGAGGGACCGGCCCGAGCCCAGGGGGACUGCAUCGGGAUCAUGGACCGAGACCAGUGCACGGCGCCGGGCCCGGCCCCGCGGCGGUGGCUGCUGCUGGGCGCCGUGACAGUGGGGCUCCUGGCCCAGAGCGUCCUGGCGGGUGUGAAGAAGUAUGAUGUGCCCUGUGGAGGGAGAGACUGCAGCGGGGGCUGCCAGUGCUACCCUGAGAAAGGAGGGCGGGGUCAGCCAGGGCCAGUGGGCCCCCAGGGAUACACCGGGCCCCCAGGGUUACAAGGAUUCCCAGGACUCCAGGGCCGCAAAGGUGACAAGGGUGAAAGAGGCUCUCCUGGGAUCAUAGGACCAAAAGGAGAUGUGGGACCAAGAGGCGUUUCUGGAUUCCCUGGUGCUGACGGAAUUCCUGGACAUCCUGGGCAAGGUGGGCCCAGAGGACCACCUGGCCAUGAUGGCUGCAACGGAACCAGGGGAGACGUAGGCCAGCAGGGCAUCCCCGGCUCUGGGGGCUUCCCCGGAUCUCCUGGGCCCCAAGGACCGAAAGGGCAGAAAGGUGAACCUUAUGCACUGUCUAGAGAGGACCGCGACAGAUACAGGGGUGAACCUGGAGAGCCUGGAUUGGUCGGUUUCCAGGGGCCUCCUGGCCGCCCUGGGCCUGCGGGACCAAUGGGUCCAGUUGGAACUCCAGGAAGACCAGGACCUCCUGGACCCCCUGGACCAAAAGGACAGCCAGGCAACAGAGGACUUGGUUUUUAUGGAGAAAAGGGUGACAAGGGUGAAGUAGGAGAAGCAGGACCCAAUGGGAUUCCAUCAGAAUUCGACGGGUUCACGGGGCCCACGAAGGACCAGAUCCAAAUAGACAAGUAUAAGGGUGAAAAAGGAAUUCCUGGGGAACAAGGAGUAACAGGCAUUUCCUUGAAGGGAGAAGAGGGAAUCGUUGGCUUUCCAGGAUCCCGGGGUUUCCCUGGCACCGAUGGUGAAAGGGGUUCACCAGGAGAGAAAGGAAGAAAAGGACUGGAUGGCUCUCCAGGCCCUGGGGGACCCCAAGGACCCAAGGGAGAAAUGGGUGAUCUUGGCCCCCCAGGCCCACCAGCCUACUCCCCCCACCCUUCUCUAGCUAAAGGUGGCAGAGGUGACCCAGGAUUUCCAGGGGCCCAUGGGGAGUCAGGAGCCCGGGGUCCACCAGGAGAACCUGGCCCACCAGGCCUUCCAGGCACCUCCAUCAGAGAUGAAGAAGGGACAAGAGGCUUUCCGGGUGAAAUGGGACCCAAAGGCUUCAUAGGAGAACCCGGCAUCCCUGCGCUAUACCCUGGCCCACCAGGAACUGACGGAAAGCCAGGGAGCCCAGGAUUCCCAGGGCCCGCAGGGCUACCUGGACCAGAUGGUUUCCUUUUUGGCCUUAAAGGAACACCGGGAGAGGCGGGCAUUCCUGGGUCUCCUGGUUUCCCUGGCGCUCGCGGACAGAAAGGAUGGAAAGGUGAUUCUGGGGACUGUAAAUGCGCAGACGAUCAGUUCAUCUCACCUCUUCCGGGGCCGCCGGGACAGAAGGGCUUCCCAGGCAUUAGUGGGGCGCCGGGACACAAGGGGCUCCAAGGAGACCCUGGCCACCACGGCAUCCCUGGGUUCCCCGGGUUCAAGGGAAUCCCUGGUGACAUUGGACCUCCUGGACCCAAAGGAAUAAAGGGAGAUUCUAGAACAAUUACCACCAAAGGUGAGAAGGGACAACCUGGUGUCCCAGGCAUUCCUGGUCUGAAAGGUGACGACGGCAUCCAGGGGCGUGAUGGGCUCGAUGGAUUCCCAGGCCUCCCAGGCCCUCCUGGUGAAGGCAUUAAAGGCCCCACAGGGGACGCAGGCUACCCAGGAGCCCCCGGCACCAAGGGCAUCCCAGGAGAAAGGGGUCCUCCAGGACUGGGCCUGCCAGGCCGCAAAGGGGAGCGUGGUUUCCCAGGAGAUUCUGGAUUACCUGGACCACCAGGUUUACCCGGACCUCCCGGCGUACCAGGCCCUCCAGGACAAAUAGAUUGUGAUACAGGUGUGAAAAGGCCCAUCGGAGGUGAUGGACAGCAAGGCGUCCAGCCAGACUGUAUUGGAGGGCCCAAGGGAUUGCCAGGCCAGCCGGGACCCCCAGGACCCAUAGGUGUCAAAGGCCUCAGAGGGAUGCCAGGAUUCUCAGGAGCUGAUGGACCACCAGGACUCAAGGGUUUCCCAGGAGAUCCAGGUCGUGAAGGGUUCCCAGGACCCCCAGGGUUUGUGGGACCCCGAGGAUCCAAAGGCUUGGCGGGCCUCCCUGGCCCAGAUGGACUCCCAGGUCCCAGCGGCGCACCAGGACCAGCUGGGCCACCAGGGGACAAGGGCAUUCCUGGUGAAGUCCUGGGAGCCCAGCCUGGACCCCGGGGAGAUGCUGGACUGCCCGGACAACCUGGACUGAAAGGCCUUCCUGGAGACAGAGGCCCACCUGGAUUCAGGGGAAGCCAAGGGAUGCCAGGAAUGCCGGGCCUGAAGGGUCACCCAGGCUUCCCAGGACCUUUAGGACAACCAGGACUGCCUGGACCACCUGGACAGCAUGGCUACCCUGGAGCUCCUGGCCAGGAGGGGCCCUUGGGACUGCCAGGCGGCGUAGGCAAUGAAGGUCUGCCUGGAGAAAGAGGGGACCCAGGGGACACAGGUGUCCCUGGACCUUUGGGCAUGAAAGGUGUACCUGGUGACAGAGGUGACCCUGGUUUGUUGGGCGAGAGAGGUCCUCAAGGAAACCCUGGCUUUAAAGGAAUAGCCGGAAUGCCUGGUAUCCCUGGGCCAAAAGGUCUUAGAGGUUCACCGGGGAUGGAUGGUUUCCAAGGCAUGAUUGGGCCCCAAGGAAGACCUGGGGUUCCAGGACACAAAGGAGAACCUGGAUUGUUUGGAGUUCCAGGGCAAAAGGGUCUGGCUGGUAUGCCAGGUGGAAAAGGAAACCGAGGGGAACCAGGACCCCCAGGACCACCUCCUUUGAUCGAGCCAGGAAUGCCGUUGAUUAAAGGGGAGAAAGGAGAAGAAGGACCUAUGGGGUUGAAGGGCGACCUGGGUGUAAAAGGUGUUCCAGGAAUGCCGGGGAUCCCUGGGCUGUCAGGCGUCCCUGGGUUGCCUGGGAGGCCCGGCUACAUCAAAGGAGUCAAAGGAGACAUCGGAGUUCCCGGCGUGCCCGGUUUGCCAGGAUUCCCUGGUGUGCCAGGUUCCCCUGGAAUUACAGGGUUUCCAGGCUUCGUAGGAAGUAGGGGUGACAAGGGUGCUCCGGGGACAGCAGGUCUUUAUGGCGAGAGUGGCCCCACGGGUGAUUUUGGUGAUAUUGGAGACACUAUAAAUUUACCCGGAAGCCCAGGCCAGAAGGGGGAACAGGGCACCAUUGGAACACCAGGUCUAAAGGGGUACUUUGGAGAGAAAGGAACAGAAGGUGACAUCGGCUUCCCCGGGAUAACAGGCAUAGCUGGAGCCCAAGGCCCUCCCGGACUUUCAGGGCAAACAGGCUUUCCAGGACUGACAGGCCAGCGGGGGCCACAAGGAGACCCUGGCCGGGCUGGAGUGCCGGGCACCAAAGGAGAUUAUGGCUGGCCAGGUACUCCGGGCUCACCAGGUUCACCGGGCAUCCGAGGCAUCGGUGGAUUACACGGCUUGCCAGGCACCAAAGGCUUCCCAGGAUCCCCAGGUGCAGACAUCCAUGGAGACCCAGGUUUCCCAGGUCCUGCUGGGGAAGCGGGUGAGCCAGGAGAGGCCAACAUCCUUCCAGGCCCUAGCGGAGCCCCAGGACAAAAAGGGGAGCGAGGAGUUCCAGGAGAACGAGGCCCAGCUGGGAGUCCAGGACUGCAGGGGUUCCCAGGCUUCACACCCCCUUCCAACAUCUCUGGGUUACCUGGCGACCAAGGGGCGGCCGGGAUAUUUGGCCUAAAAGGUUAUCCAGGCCCCCCGGGGCCACCUGGGCCUGCUGCUAUUCCUGGAAGCAAAGGUGAUGAGGGGUACCCAGGAGCUCCAGGAAACCCAGGGACCAAAGGAUGGGUUGGGGACCCUGGGCCCCAAGGCCGGCCUGGUGUGUUCGGUCCCCCUGGGGAAAAAGGGCCAAGAGGUGAGCAAGGAUUCAUGGGAAACAUAGGAGUCACCGGAAGUGUGGGCGACCGAGGCCCUAAGGGACCCAAAGGAGAACGAGGGUUCCCGGGUACCCCCGGUCCUGUGGGAUCCCCAGGGAUUGUAGGAAUCCCCCAGAAGAUUACCAUCCAGACCGGGCCAGUGGGUCCACAGGGAAGGAGAGGCCCCCCUGGGGCACAGGGAGAGAUGGGACCCCAGGGUCCCCCAGGAGAACCAGGUUUCCGCGGAGCUCCUGGGAAGGCAGGGCCCCAGGGAAGAGGCGGUGUGUCUGCCAUUCCCGGAUUCCGAGGAGACCAGGGGCCCAUGGGACACCAGGGACCAGUUGGCCAGGAAGGGGAGCCAGGCCGCCCGGGGACCCCCGGCCUGCCCGGCAUGCCUGGCCGCAGCGUCGGCAUCGGCUACCUGCUGGUGAAGCACAGCCAGACAGACCAGGAGCCCAUGUGCCCCGUGGGCAUGAACAAGCUCUGGAGUGGAUACAGCCUGCUGUACUUUGAAGGCCAGGAGAAAGCCCACAACCAGGACCUGGGGCUGGCGGGCUCCUGCCUGGCUCGGUUCAGCACCAUGCCCUUCCUGUACUGCAACCCUGGGGACGUCUGCUACUACGCCAGCCGCAAUGACAAGUCCUACUGGCUCUCCACCACGGCCCCGCUGCCUAUGAUGCCUGUGACCGAAGACGAAAUCAAGCCCUACAUCAGCCGCUGCUCCGUGUGCGAGGCCCCGGCCGUCGCCAUAGCUGUCCACAGUCAGGACGUCUCCAUCCCCCACUGCCCCGCCGGGUGGCGGAGUUUGUGGAUAGGAUAUUCCUUCCUCAUGCACACAGCCGCAGGCGACGAAGGUGGCGGCCAGUCGCUAGUGUCGCCAGGCAGCUGUCUGGAGGACUUCCGAGCCACGCCUUUCAUCGAGUGCAACGGAGGCCGUGGGACCUGCCACUACUUUGCCAACAAGUACAGCUUCUGGCUCACCACCAUCCCCGAGCAGAGCUUCCAGGGCUCGCCGUCCGCCGACACGCUCAAGGCGGGGCUCAUCCGGACCCACAUCAGCCGCUGCCAGGUGUGCAUGAAGAACCUGUGACGCCGCCCCGGCCGCGCUUCGCGCAGGUGCACCCCUGGGGCCACGUUGGUGCUUAUUCUUAACUUAUUACCUCAGGUGCUGACCCCAAAAAUUCAUUUCAGUUUUUUCUGCAAAAACAAAACAGAGAGGCCACCGAAGGAAUUCAGCACCAGCUCUUAUACCAAAUAGCCACUUGUCAUCCAUUCAUAGGUGCUCACCACUAUCUCCACCCUGCAGAGUGCAGCCCUCCUCUGGGACACCGUGACCCCCCAAAAUGGAAGACUGUUGGCCCCAGCACUCCCUGUCAGGCCACACUAGACUAUUAUGAGCUAAGUGUAUGUAAUUAACUUCUUAAUAUGUACCUCUGUAGUCACCGCACUUUCAAACCUCGCACGCAAUCUACUCAUUUAACUCACUUAAUGGGGUGCUAUAGACAAAUGAAGCCAUACAGCCCGAGGGCUCCUGAACUCAUUGCCACUGCUCCCACCUGAGGGUCUCCUGGAGAUGGGCCGACACUGCCCUCUAAGCCAACAGCACUAUGACAGCAGGAUCUUCUCCCAAAUACAGUUGAUGCGAAUUAUCCUAACCCCCUCAAGGCCAAGAAGACAGUCACACACCAUUGGGUUUGGCAAAAGUCACAUAGAAACGAAGACCUUCUAACUGUCUGUUGUCAGCUAGGCUAUUUGACAGCCAACUCCAUACAGUCAGAAGUGAUGUUUCCACCGCCCCCAGGCCACUCUGGAGAUUGACCCUCUUUUUUUUUUUGUGGUAAAUUGUACUCCCAUGACUAAGUUCAAUGUCCUCUAUAAUGACUAUAAAAUAAAAUUUGGUUUUGAACUUUUUUAUA
This is a messenger RNA of Miniopterus natalensis, 6095 nucleotides long. The record is from RefSeq and is a predicted model, not a curated record. Lineage: Eukaryota; Metazoa; Chordata; Mammalia; Chiroptera; Miniopteridae.